Molecule: messenger RNA, 1479 nt
Organism: Fusarium tjaetaba
Lineage: Eukaryota; Fungi; Ascomycota; Sordariomycetes; Hypocreales; Nectriaceae
Product: HNM1-choline permease
Exons: 12
Coding region: 1-1479 (492 amino acids)
Biological process (GO): transmembrane transport
Cellular component (GO): membrane
Molecular function (GO): transmembrane transporter activity
Source: RefSeq, a predicted model, not a curated record
AUGGCGACUGAUGCACCAGCCCAGGAGGGUCACCUCCAGAAGAGGUUCUCAAAGAUCACUAUGAUCGGCAUGGCUUUUGCCAUUCUCAAUACAUGGAUUUCUCUUGCUGGAUCAAUAGGUCUAGUAAUGCCAUCAGGCGGCUCUGUUAGUUUCGUCUACGGAUUUAUUUUCUGCGUUCUUUCCGGAGGACAGUAUCACUAUUCCUUUGCUCUUUCGUCCAAGAAAUGGAAGACUAUUAAUAGCUUCCUUGUUGGAUGGACAAAUAUUGCUGGCUGGUUGACUCUCAACACAACUGCAGCCUACUUCGGAGCUCGAUUUCUUGCUGCGGCUGCUGUCGUCGGCUCUGGAGGUAGCUACGAAAUUACCCAAUGGAGCACGUAUCUGAUGUUCGUCGCUGUGUCUAUCGUCGGCGUGUUCCUGAACAUCUUUGGCUAUCCCAUCCUGAAUCGAUGGAACGAAGGCGCCUUGUAUUGGUCUCUGCUCAGCGUCGUCGUCAUCAGUAUCGUCCUUCUCGCUACCUCUCCCAAGACUGACGCAGAGUUCGUCUUCACCAACUUCUCAAAUACCACCGGAUGGAGUGAUGGCACGGCUUGGAUGCUUGGUCUGUUACAGUCAGCUCUGAGCUUCAUUGGUUGGGAUGCCGUGGCACAUAUGACUGAAGAAAUGCCUCGACCAUCCAAGGAUGCCCCCCAAGCCAUGGUUGCGGCAGUCUUGGUCGGAGGCGUGACCGGAAUCUUCUUCAUCAUCGUCAUGCUCUUUUGCUUCGUCGACCUUGAUCUGCUGCUCGCAUCGCCUACACAAAGCCCUCUUACAGAGAUGAUACUGCAAGCGACCAACAGCCGAGCUGCUGCAACCGUACUAACUGUUGCUGUUGCACUGUGCUUCGUCAACGGUGCUAAUGGUUGUGUUACCUCCGGCAGUCGUCUCAUCUGGGCUAUGGCACGAGAUGGCGGUACUCCCUUUUCCAGAUAUCUGUCGCAUCUUCAUCCCAAGCUCAACGUUCCUGUUCGAGCUAUUAUCGUGCAGGCUAUAUUCAACCUUCUCUUCGGUCUUCUUUAUCUUGGCCCCGAGGUUGCUUUCAAUGCUUAUAUUGCAAGCUGCACACUAUUCCUCAACCUCUCAUACGCGGCCCCUGUGCUUAUCCUUCUGAUUCGAGGCCGACAAAUGGUGCUUUCGCAGCCUCCCGAGUUUUCUCUUGGUCGUGUCAAAGGCUACAUCGCGAACUACACAGCCGUCAUCUUUGUGGCUGUGACCUCUGUUUUCUUUUGCUUCCCUCCUGCAAUUCCCGUCAACGUGUCAACUAUGAUAUUGGGCAUCUUCAUCGUAUUUGUAGCGGUUCUUUGGCUCGGAAAGAGAAAGUCUUACGAGGGACCCAAACUUGAGUACAUUCUGGGGGAAGAAUUGCCCGUGACAGAUACAGUGUCACAGAGGGGCCCUAAAGAAAUUUCCUCUAGCUCAACCUCGAAGCACGAUGAAUAA